Messenger RNA from Phaedon cochleariae (mustard beetle), 2502 nucleotides. NCBI's taxonomy places the organism in Eukaryota, Metazoa, Arthropoda, Insecta, Coleoptera, Chrysomelidae. The record is from the annotation of a GenBank genome assembly.
GAGUCAUGGCAUGACUUUAGAGUUAUUAGUCACUUUCCAUUGCCACAACAGCGAUUUCAUUUUGUUGUGAUGUGGCUAUUUUGUUUCCUGGAUAGUGGAUGAUAUUUAUAUAUUGCGAGAAUUCAGUAAAUAACGAACAGAUCCAAAUACGAAAAUAUUCCUUGGCAGAAAGAAACCGGAGAAGAAACCACAAUGUCUAGAAGAGCACAACCAUUGUGGACAGCACCCAAAAACGAUGGGCGACCUGUUCUGAAACUUUUCAAUAGUUUAACUAGGCAGAAGGAAGCGUUUGUUCCCAUUUCUGGAAAAAGGGUGAAUUGGUACAGUUGUGGUCCAACUGUUUAUGAUUCUUCUCAUAUGGGCCAUGCAAGAUCUUAUAUUACAUUUGAUAUAUUGAGAAGAGUAUUAUCAGACUAUUUCGGUUAUGAUGUAUUUUACACCAUGAAUAUUACUGAUAUAGAUGAUAAAAUCAUAAAGAGGGCCAGACAAAACCAUUUGUUUGAAUGUUAUGUUAAUCAAGAACAUACUCUGGAAGAUGUGGUCAAAGAUUCUAAAGAAGUUUUUGAGAACUUGUCCAGCAGAGUGUAUUCCACAGAUGACCCAGAUAAGAAGCUAAUGUUUGAGAAACUUCUUGAAAAAGUUACAGCAUCUAUUGGAGAACUAGAAAAUGCAGUAAAAUGUGGUGAUGUAUCCAUUGUUGAUGAGUUGAAGAUAAAAUUCAUAAGAGAUUGUAAAGAUCCACUAUCAGAUUGGUUAGAUUUGAAACAUGGAUCCACUGUUGAGGACAAUGCUAUAUUCAGUUCACUCCCAAAACACUGGGAAGAAGAGUUUCAUAAAGACAUGGAUGCAUUGAAUGUUCUUCGCCCCAAUGUUUUGACAAGGGUUAGUGAAUAUAUUCCAGAAAUAAUAACUUUCAUUGAAACAAUUAUCCAACAUGGCUUUGCUUAUGAAUCAAAAGGUUCAGUUUAUUUUGAUGUAGCUGCAUUUGAUAAAAGAGAAAAACACCAUUAUGCCAAGUUAGUUCCAGAAGCUUAUGGAGAUACAAAUAGCUUGCAAGAAGGAGAAGGAGAUCUGACCACAGCAGAUCAAAGGAAUGAUAAACAUUCACCUAAUGAUUUUGCUUUAUGGAAGAACAGCAAACGUGGAGAACCAUCCUGGGAAUCUCCAUGGGGUCUUGGCAGACCAGGCUGGCAUAUUGAAUGUUCUGCAAUGGCAUCUGUUAUUUUUGGUUCUACUUUGGAUAUACACACUGGUGGAGUUGAUCUCAAAUUCCCACAUCAUGAUAAUGAAAUAGCCCAGAGUGAAGCCCAUUUUGGAAAUCCAGAUUGGGUGAAGUAUUUUCUACACUCUGGCCAUUUGACCAUUGCAGGAUGCAAAAUGUCAAAGUCCUUGAAAAACUUUGUCAGCAUUCAAGAUGCUCUUUCCAUGUAUAGUGCUAGACAGUUGCGCUUAGCUUUUCUUCUACACAGUUGGAGAGAUACCCUUGAUUAUAGUCCUAAUACAAUGGAGAUUGCCCUACAGUAUGAAAAAGUAUUCAGUGAAUUCUUUUUAAAUGUGAAAAAUAUUACAAGAAAUAAGUGUUUAUCCCAGAGAACCACAUAUGAUACAUUUUCUAAAUGGGCUGACCAAGAAAAAGUUUUGAAUGAACAAUUUUUGCUGGUCAAAGAAAUGGUACAUUCAGCUUUAUGUGAUAACAUAGAUACCAGAACAACAUUAGAUUCCUUGAGAGAUCUCAUUUCUAAAAGUAAUAUUUAUUUGAGAGAACAGAAGCCUGCAAAUUCUCUAUUAUUAUAUGAUAUUGCCUUGUAUGUCACCAAAAUGUUGAAGAUUUUUGGAGCUAUAUUUGAACCAGAUAUUAUAGGAUUUCCAGUUUCAAAUGGAACAUCCAAUAAUGUUGAAAGUACUAUACUACCUUAUCUCAGUAUUCUAGCUGAUUUUAGAGACAAAAUUAGAAUAAGUGCUAGGACAUUGAAAGCAACAGAAAUCCUCAAAGAAUGUGAUCAUUUGAGAGAUGAAAUUCUGCCAAAUGUGGGUGUCAGAUUAGAAGACAGAGAAGGAGAACCUAGUGCUGUAAAACUAGUGGAUAAGGAUACUUUGUUGAAAGAAAGGGAGGCCAAGAAGAAAGCAGAAAAUGAAAAAGCAGAGGAGAAGGAGAAGAAAAGGAUGGAGUUAGCUGCUGCUGCAGCUGCUAAAGAGGCUCUGAAGAAAAUUCCACCUAGUCAGAUGUUCAGAAGUGAAACUGACAAAUACUCUAAAUUUGAUGAACAUGGUUUUCCAUCACAUGAUGUGGAAGGAAAAGAAAUCAGUAAAGGGCAGCUCAAGAAGCUUCAAAAAUUGUAUCAAGCUCAAGAAAAAAAAUACCAAGAAUAUCUCACUUCUCAAAAUCCAUAAAAUUAUUUUAUUUCAAAUAGACAACUUCAUCUGAAAGACAUUUUGGCAUUUAUUAUAGAUAUUUAUUUUGAAAGUUAAUAAUAGAAAGUAUUUAUUAAAGAAUAAUUAUUG